AAGGAAUCUGACCAGUUCCCUUCUGCCUGAUGGUAUUGUUGCCCUGGGCGGGGCCGCUAGGUUUAAAGAACCAGAACCCACCUGGGCUGGACGCAGUCCCAGCAGCCUCCACAGACCUGCUCUCUGCACUGGACUCUCAGCCCCCUUCCCCUGCAGCCCUGUCCUGCAGCUGUGCCAUGGAGGGACUGACCCAGGGCCUUCUCCUCCUGCUGGCCGGCCUGCCUGUCUUGGAAGCCAACGAUGUGGUUGAUAAAGACAGUCCCUUCUACUAUGACUGGGAAGGCCUGCAGGUGGGCGGGACGAUCUGUGCAGUGCUCCUGUGCAUCGCUGGAAUCUUGUUCGCCCUGAGUGGCAAAUGCAAAUGCAAGUCAAAUCAGAAGCGCAGCCCUUUACCUGAGAAAGCCGUUCCACUCAUCACUCCAGGCUCUGUCAGCACCUGCUGAGCCCAGGACCAGCUUCAUGGCAGUCUUUUGCACCAGCUCCCAUGCUGUUCCUGCCCCUUGGGGGCCCCACCCUUCAUCAUGGCCUUUCUCUCCAAGGGUGGGCCCUUAGGCUCCCUUCUGAUAGGGAGGCUGUCCAAAGCUUAUUAUUAAACUUCUCUCCCCCUA
Molecule: messenger RNA, 608 nt
Organism: Vicugna pacos (alpaca)
Lineage: Eukaryota; Metazoa; Chordata; Mammalia; Artiodactyla; Camelidae
Source: RefSeq, a predicted model, not a curated record